Messenger RNA from Fusarium sp. VM40, 2088 nucleotides. Lineage: Eukaryota; Fungi; Ascomycota; Sordariomycetes; Hypocreales; Nectriaceae. The record is from the annotation of a GenBank genome assembly.
AUGGAGAUGGAUCACUCUGGUGCUUCUUCUGAUGUUCCUGGCGGUGUCGCUGAUGCGGGUGUCACGGAUAGUGCAACUUCUUCGUCCACUCCCCGCAAAUUCAGCAUUCGCAGUAACUUUGGUAAAGCCCGACAGCCAAGAAGUCGCAAGAACAGGCCCUGUGACGCGUGCCGUCGCCGUAAGACUGCUUGUGUCAUUACUUCCGAGCCCCCAUGCCUGUUCUGUAAAAGCAGAGGCUUGGUAUGCCAGUCUGUCCCUGACACCGACGCUCUCGUCCCCCGGCCACCUUCUGGGCCAGAGACGUCCAGAGGCUAUGAUGCCACAAGUCCAGGUUCGGUAUCUGCCUCCGUCUCUGCAUCUGCCAAUUCGGCCAUCUCUCCCUCGGCUGCAUCAGAGGCCACACGCCACCACAGAUCUGAAUCGGCAGCCGUUGUGCAUAACGGUUUAUCACGCUAUCCCGUCGCCGUCCCUGGAGAAGACCCUCCGGUCCAUGCCCUCAGCCUUGAUCCACCCCGUCUAGAGCCUAACCAAGAAGUUGUCUAUGCCAUUGAAGAUGUCCCCGGCAGGACAGCCCACGCAAUGGCGUUAGCCUCCGAGCAAGAUCCCUACUUUCUCGAUGCCUUUAGAUCUGUCCUGCUUAGCGAUCGUGAAGGUAUCGACGCCAACUUUGUCCAGGUUCAUCAUGGCGGUCCCGAUCAGGAUGAUUACCCGAUGCACUUCCUGCUGCUGCUGGAUGAGUUCCCCGAUCACAGGAAUGAGGCCAGACAGCAAGCUUCAGACGCCAUAGAACGCAUCGUCUGGCCCCACGGCCCGGCCCUUGUCCGUCUUUAUUUCCGCCACGUGCAUGUAGGAUUCCCCGUUAUCCACAAGACUCGCUUCCUCCGCCAGUAUGCAACGGCCAAGCUCGACAUCCCCUCGUCACUCCGGGGUGCCGUCUACGCCUUGGCCUGCGUGUUCUGGUCCCAGGAUGCAUCACUCGCUGGAAUCAAAUGUCCCUUCGCGCAGCAUGAACUGACCAACAACGCCCAAGAGUCUUUGCGGCGGGAGCUCGAGGCGCCCAACCUCUCCAGGUUGAUGUCAGCCCUGUUGCUGAUGCACAUGGUUCCCCCAGAGAUUGACAGUGUUGAGACGCCUUAUACCUGGAUCAUGGCAUGCCAGGCUACUGCGAUAGCCCAGAUGCUCGGUCUUCACCAAGACCCUGAGAAAUGGAACAUUGCACCCUGGGAGAAGAGGCUGCGCAAGAAGCUCUGGUGGGCUGUCUUUUACACGGAUUGUUGGGCGUCUGUUAGCCAUGGUAAUCCCCCGCAUAUUAGCUACGAAUCCUUUACAACGACACCCCCGGACAUGGAUGAUCUGCGAUCUGGCGAGGACAUCCCUGACGAGCUCCGCUAUAUGAUCGACCCUGAGGAUGCUAGAUUCCGCGUAUCCGACGGCGCCCGUUUUAUCGAGAUGAUCACUGUGUCUCGGGAAAUGCGAGCCAUCCUUGACUGCAGCUAUGGUGUGAGAUCUAAUAUGCAGACCCGUACUCAAUUGAUACCUAUCCGAGAUACACUCAAGGAAUGGCCGAGUCUCAUCCCGAGCUGUUUGGCCGUGAGGCCUUAUGCCCACAAUGGACCUCUCCACAUAUCCUUCUUCGCGACACAAGUGCUGCUAUUCCGAGGUCUAAUGUAUCCAGCCACAAGAGCCUCGAAAAUAACCCCCGGCUCAAACCUCCAGCGAUGGUUAUCCACCGCCCUAGGAGAGUUUGAGCUGUUCACCACGUUCAUGGCCUACAUCACCGAAGAAGAGCUUACAAGUUUCUGGGGUCGAUUUGCCCGAUCACAACUCAUCCUAUGCGGUAACUUUCUGAUAUACCUCUUCCUGCUUGCAAGCGAACCGCGAGACAUUGAAGCGGCUUAUCGGCUGUUGGAGAAGUUUCACCUGUCGUUGCAGAGGCUGGGUGCUACGGAGGAUGUAGCUGCAAGGGUGUUCCUGCGGCCUGUCAUUCUGAGGAUUGAUUCGUUCUUUAUGCAAGCUACGGAGUUGAUCAAGCAUGGAAGAACGGUGAUUCUGGAGCCACCAGUGAUGACAGUUCCCAGGGGUGAAUGA